Arctia plantaginis is the source of this 1605-nucleotide messenger RNA. The record is from the annotation of a GenBank genome assembly. Lineage: Eukaryota; Metazoa; Arthropoda; Insecta; Lepidoptera; Erebidae.
AUGUCGGCUCGUGAAAGCGACGACGAAGGACCCUCCACGCCGAAAAAAAAGAGAAGUUAUAAGCAGAAGUUUCGUAAUGAAUGGUUACACCAUGAAAACUUCAAAAAGUGGUUGCGACGUGAUAUGAAAGACCCAUAUCGCGCUUACUGUAUAUUUUGUGAUACAUCGAUGAUUGCUGACAUGGGAGCUUUAAAACGUCAUAGUGAAGGUAACAAACAUGUUCUUAAAGCUAAGCCCUCUUCAUCUCUGACUUCUAUUGCCACCGCAUUUAAAAAACCAUCACCGUCCUUGGACGAUAAGCGUAAAAUUGCGGAAAUAAAAUUAGCAGCAUUUAUGACUGAGCACAAAAUAUCUCACAGGGUGAUGGAUCAUCUGGUUGAGUUACUACCGAAGGCAUUCCCGGAUUCUGAGAUCGCACAGAAAAUAAAAAUGAAACGUACAAAGCUCCGCGCCGUAAUAAAUAAUGUUUUAGGUACGACUGAACAACAAGAUCUAUGCACAGAUUUAAAACGUCAAAAAUUCUCUGUAAUGAUUGACGAAAGUACUGAUAUAGCAGCAAUUAAGACGAUGUGCGUUGUUGUCAGAUACUUUUGUCCAGCUAAAGGUCGAAUUGUCAGUAGAUUUUGGGACCUAAUCCAAAUUUAUGGAAAUGACAACACUGAUCAUAGUUCGUCAGCAGAACGUCUUUUUGAUGCUGUUCUCAAAUCAUUUCAAGAUCAUUCAAUUAGCCUUGAGAAUAUUAUAGGAUUUGGAUCAGAUGGCUGGAUGUUGCCUAAAUUUACAUCUGCCAAUACUCUAUUUCAAAGUGAGUCUCCAAUGAUCACCAAAAUACACGUCAAAAUGAACGACCUAUACCGUGAAUUAUUAACUACUCAUGUAAAACCGGAGCAUAUUACAAGCAAUCUUGAUGAAAUAGAUCCUACUAAUGAAAAACAUUUCAAAAAUUUAGAAGAUGCUUAUUUUGGAUUAGGUGUUCAAAGACAAAUUUCAUCAAGUGACAUGCUACCAGAACUUGUUAUAGACUUAAAAGAACGAUGCCGAAAAUUUAUAAUAAAAGCUUGUGUAGGUAUAAGAAAACGUUACAGCUUGAAUGAUCCAGUAAUGGCUGCGGUUUCACUAUUGGACCCCGAUAAUUGCGUCGAUACUAGCAAACGCCCAGAAUCUCUCCAACGUAUAUUUGAGCUAUUGCCACGACUGGUACCAAAAUGUUUAAAUGAACAGCAACAAAUCGAUGACCAAUGGAGAAAAUUACCCAGCCUGAUAAAUAAAGUUGAUAGUAGUCAAGCACCUGAUGUGUUUUGGAACCAGAUACUACUAAAAGAAGAUUUUUCAAAGUUAGCAAAUUUUAUGCUCGAAAUUCUAUCUCUGCCCAAUUCUAACGCGGAAUGUGAAAGAAAAUUCAGCGAAAUUAAUGACAUUAAAACAAGAAAGAGAAAUAGAUUAAUCACAAAUACCAUCAAGGGAAACAUAUUAGCGCGCCAGUCCAUUUUAAGAAACUCUGCUAAUUGUAUUGACUAUAACCCAAAUGAAAAAAUGAUGAAGACUUUUACGGACAAAAUAUAUAAAAAUGAACCCUUAAGUGACAGUGAUACAGACAUUGAUUGA